This is a messenger RNA of Eleginops maclovinus (Patagonian blennie), 5825 nucleotides long. RefSeq names its product phosphatase and actin regulator 2 (gene phactr2). The record is from RefSeq and is a predicted model, not a curated record. Gene Ontology annotation, molecular function: actin binding. Lineage: Eukaryota; Metazoa; Chordata; Actinopteri; Perciformes; Eleginopidae. Gene Ontology annotation, biological process: actin cytoskeleton organization.
CACAGUGAGUCUGCUACUCUAGUCCUGCAGGCUGACAGAGUAAGAGACCAUGGAAGAGGAGGUGGACACCCACCCGGAGAUGAAGAAUUUUUCUGUGCUGUGGCCUCUCCCCAGGUUUCGCUCCCUUAGUGACGCCUCAGGAUUUCGCUCAAGAGUGCUGUGCAGGCUCCGGGGAGCUCGUUCAGUCGAUGGGUUGGAGAAAUCACCAUCUCUUGCCAGCUGUGACGUGGUGGUGGACAGCGCCACAAACGCCCAGAAUGCCCCUGCAUCCCGGCAGCAACGAGGCAAGCUGUCGUCACUAGGAAAACUUUUCAAACCCUGGAAGUGGAGAAAGAAGAAGACAAGCGACAAGUUCCAGGAUCUUUCCAAAGUUCUAGAGAGAAAAAUCUCCACCAGACAAACGAGGGAGGAGCUCAUCAAGAAAGGAGUUCUUAUCCUUGACCAAGAAGAAACAAUCAGCAGUGAAAAUCAGAAUGGACAUGCCACAUCAAAUGUGACAUCAGAAGAGGUCAAAGUUGACAUUGAGUCUGCAGAAACAGCGUUGGAGGAUCAGGCCACUGGGCCCGUCAGCACAGAGGAAAAAACAGCCAAAUCCACCCAGCCAAAGAAGUCAGGAUCCACGACAAAAACCGCCCCCGCCUCCACCGCCACCUCCACCCUUCGUUCUCGUGCGUCAAAGGACGGUGGAGUAGAAACCGAGGCGACCAAUGCAAGGACCAACCGGAAAUCAAACACUCCCAGCUCUUCCUCCGUACCUCAAAAGGCCCCCGCAGAGACUCUAUGCACGCCCGGGGUAUUAAAAAGCUCGUCCUUUUCCUCAGAAACCAAGCCUGCCUCAUCUAAAGCCUCAGGCAAUAACACAGAGGGAUCUCAGGCUGCCUCUCAACCAGCUGUAGAGCCUAAAUCUGUUCCCAAUGUCUCCACUGCUGGUGAGGAGACACAAAAGGGUGUGGCCUCUGAGCCCAAUGUCCAGUCUCCCCAUAUCAACGGUGCUACAGAGGACACUUCGUUCACUGAGGGAGAGAUGGGCAGCAACUUACAAGGGGAGAAACGGGGGAGAGCAGGAGGGGAGGGAGGAGGAGAAGAAAAGAAGACAGGAGAAACCGAGUCUGCAGUGGAGAACAGCCCCAGGUCUGCAGAGGGCCAGUCAGAAAGGACACAGGGCCUCACUGUGAACGAGAGAGCCGAAGUGACGGUGAUCCCUGACAGGCCGAGAUACAGCACAACUAGCGACUCUGACUCCGAUGGACCAAUCCUGUACCGCGAUGAGGAGGAAGAUGAGGAGGAAGACGAAUACACAACCAGCGCCCUGGCCACCAAGAUCCGCCGACGAGACACCCUGAACAUCAAGCUCGGUAACAGACCCAGCCAGAGAGAGCUGGAGGAGAAAAACAUUCUGCCGCGGAGCUCUGAGACGGAGAGGCAUGAGCUCCGCCAGAUGAUUGGCUCCAAACUAGUCAGGCGUCUGAGCCAAAGACCCAGCACAGAGGAGCUGGAGCAGAGAAACAUCCUCAAGCAAAAGAAUGAAUCUGAGGAGCAAGAAGCCAAGCAAGAGAUUAAAAGGAGGCUCUCGAGAAAGCUGAGUGUGAGGCCUACAGUCGCAGAGCUGGUCGCUCGCAGGAUCCUGCGUUUCAACGAGUACGUGGAGGUAACAGACGCCAAGGAUUAUGACCGGCGGGCAGACAAACCCUGGACCCGGCUUACUCCCUCCGACAAGGCUGCUAUCCGUAAGGAGCUGAAUGAGUUUAAGAGCCGUGAGAUGGAGGUUCAUGAAGACAGCAAACAGUUCACCAGAUUCCAUCGGCCUUAAGUGCUCUCGCUGCCAGAUGGACGUCAGCAGCACAAGCUCCUGGUGCACGGCUCCCUGCAGUACAGCUCACUCUGCUUUGGGAUCCUCUUGCACCCGAUGUUAUGUACUUCUGUCUUUAGUGACGGCUACAGGUGUGUCUUAAGGCCGUGGCUGUCAUGGACACCAGUGAAACAUUUGCACAUAUCUACAGUCAGAAGAAGAGUAGUUUGUAUAGCGCUCUAAUUAGAUUAUUUAUUGUAGAUAGCCAAAACCUGCUAGUAUGUUUGUUUCUGGUUCACUCCAGGAUUUGUCAUGGGAAGUCCUGGGGGGGAUAGGCAUAAUCACCCUCUUAGCAGUGAAUGUGGCCUAACAGUACUAAAUGGUUUGUGUAUUUGCCAAGGUAUGCCUUGUCAUGAAGCUGCCAAAUGGCCAUAUACGGACAUCCUCCCAGAGCAGGAAAUGGCAGUGAUUGGGUGUUUGUGUGCUGAUGUCAGUGCCUAUGUCAUAGAGCAGAGGGAAGGAGAAGGCCUCUCGGAGCUGAAUCUGAAAUACUGCAGUUCAUUUUUAGACAUAUUUAAAGUAUAUUGCCACUAGAGGGCAUUAUAUCAUAAGAGUUAUAGACUGUGAGGAUGGAGAUGUGUAUAUAGAUAAAGAAUAAUCUGCAAGUGUUAUAUUUAUGAAGAUGAAGGGUUGCUCAGCGCCUGAGGCCCUCACAGUGAAGUGCAAUGGAAAUCACUCUAACUCUGGCCAAUUGUAAUCCUUCAGCAGUCCUUCCGAUGAUACACGGUGAUCAUGUAACAUCAUAUUUCUUGUAUUGAGUGCUUCAGUGCACACCUCGGAUCACAAAGUGCUGGACUUGCUGUUUGAUCCACUUUAAGCUUUGACUCCAGUUUUUCAUUUGUGGCUUUUAAUUUGACCUCCGAUGAAAGAGCAGAAAUGCAAUUGAAUGUUGAUCUUCUAUUAAGGGGAUUUCAUAUGGCAGACUCCCUGUGGUGGUAUAUGAAUAGAGCACGGGCGCUCAGAGAUUCAACUCUGAAGCAAACAGUCCUCUAAAAGAAGUACUUUAUUUUCCAUUUCCUCAAACAUGCUUUUGCAUUUAGACUGAAAGCCCAACGAUAGAUACGCAGGAGAUUUGCUCACAAGUGGUCCUUUUUAGAUCUUGUCCUAACAUGCACCUUGAAGCCAGCACAGACGGUGAAAAACACAGUGUUUUCCAUUUUCAAACCAGAUCAUUUGAAGGAAUUGUUUAACUUUGGGAAAUACACUAGAGCUCAAAAAAUGUAUCCAAUUUACAAAACUUAAUAUGCAACUAAUUUAAUCGUUUUAUGAUAUUCAGUCAUAUUUGAAGCAACACUGCCAAGAAAUUGCGAGACAGAUUGUGAUUUAGUUUUUCUGACAAUUUGUAGAUGAAACAGUUGUUAUCAUAUUUCUAGAGAAAAUAAUCAGCAAAUAAACCGUCAGCCAAAAUAAAAGUUGCAGCAAAGAAAGGCGCUUAUUAACUUUCUUGCUUUGUGUUGGAUAAGAAGAUCGAUACCACCAUCGUGUGAUUAGCUUAGUUCAGCUAACUUCACACUGGGAGCAAGGGGAAUGGUAAAGGUGAUGGUAGAUGGUAGAUUUUUCAUAUCACACAGUAUGUGAGAAGUAUGAAUCUUCUCAUCUAACUCUAACCAAUUUGAAUAAUAGCUUUUCCCGAAAUGUUAAACUAUUCCUUUUAUCGCACAUUUAAAGUUAAACUAAAAUAUCUAAGCAGGACCUGGAGAGAUUUGUAAACAGCUCAAUGUAUUUCUUAAUGGGAUUUCAUUUUGCAAAAGUUCAAGACUCACUUACAUCUAAAUUGAUAUUUAUUGUGAGCUGUUUAAAGAUAAACUUUAAAGCUGUUUAUGCUUAUUAGCAACUAGGCUUAGGUGGUUGUGGUCAUUGGUUCACUGUUCCCCUUCAGUGCAAUUAAAGAUUUUCUGCUUAAGGUGUGUGUUAGCGCAAAAUGCAAAGGCGGUCAAUUAAUAAUGAUUUUUUUUGUGUUUGAAAGACACUGAGCUCACCGUGUAGAAACACAGGGGAUCUUAACUUAGAACUUGCUCUCAGAUGUAUUUUAAGGACUAAUCCGAGAAGCAUUGACAGAAAAACAAAACACGAGUGAUUUUCUUCCCAGCCCAUUCGAACUGUCAAGAAGAUGUUUGAUGAAAAGUGAUUGGCAGAUUGAGCUUUCUGACGUCCAAAGACGUGUGUUCUCACAAUAGACCACAGAUUUCAACAUGACACGUCAUUCUCCCAAAUAGUAGCUGAAAAGGACACAUUUCUCCUUUGUGCUUCUGAAUGUGUGCGGAGGUUGUCUCAUGAAAUGAUGUACAGUGAUGGAAAACAACCAACAGUAUUCCUUCAUGUCAUUGUCUAUGUUGUUAUGUAUAUUGAUUAUUUUGUACAUAAUGUAUAUCGAGCAUGUGCAUACAUUUAAAUCACUUUUACUACCAGUAUGAUAGAACAUGUUUUAAGCUCUGAUUUCAGUGGUCUUUUUUAAAUGAUCCCCAGACAAUAAUAAUGAAAUCAACAGUUCCCUUCAAACUGAGAACAGUAUAUAAAAUAAAUGUCCUGUUUCCUAAAUAGAUCAUGGACAAGAUCAUCUCUCACUGCUUAUUUCCUAUUCUGUUCCACCUUCACUUCAACUUUAGUCAGCAGGUGCAGUGCAGUAGGUUUUAAUAGAUGGAGACUCAGUUGAAAAGCAAUUUAUUAUCCGUUCCGGACUUCAAGUUAGAUUUAUUUCUUCCGAUAACCUCAGGUCACCUUGCACAAACUAGGAUAUGACUUGAGAAUUUAUACAACAUUGGCUUGGGCACAGUACAUUUUAAAAGUGUGAUUGGCUGCACAUACUGUGAAAUUAGCUUCUUUAUGUACCGUGUACUAAUGCUGAGUCCUAACAGCAAAGGCGCGGGUUCGACUCCUGCUGCAUAUGGUCCCCUCCAAAUCUCCCAUAUCUCAUUAUCUAUGCUCUAUAAUAAAGGAAACAGCGUCCAGAAACAUAUCUUAAGAAAAAUAUAUCUGCCUUUUCUGUAUAAAGGUGAACAUAAUUCAGCAAAUACUGUAAAAUAAAAUAAUGUUUCACAUACAAAAUGAAAAGUCUUACUUGUGGUGGAAAGCUUCGAUUGAGUCAUGGCUGAGUAAACAUGAUUAUGCUGCUUGCAUCUGGUGUUAUCUAUUUUAAUACGCAGGUAACUUUUUAAUACAGGGGAGUCUGGUCUGUCACCAUAUCUAUAAUCAAGUUUGUUUCGUUUCUGUUUACUGAUGCAAACAUCCAGUAUAGAAUUAGGUAUUGCAUAUAGUCGAAGCCGUUGAGUGUGGACGAGCAUUGACAGAUGUUUAAACCAGUCAGUAUUAAUCACAAGGAGCAGGUCCUGUAAAAUGUUUAUGACUGCAGUCUGUUUUAUCUCAUCCUAAAUUAAGCUGUAAGAUAAAUACAAUUAACCUUAUUGAGACCAAAGUUUUAACACACCACACAACCCUUGGUUUGUUGAUAAUGUGGAAUAUGUGAAAUUACAGUAGCAAACAAACAAUUCCUGCUAUUCGAUUUUAUUUUUUUAAAUCCUCUAAAAUUCCUGUUGAGGCGGCUUAAACAUUCACAGACAUUAACACACUUGCUUUUCCAGGGUGCUGCUGUUAAUUUGCAGUACCGUAAACUACCACCAGUUCAUGGAAACGUUUACAUUGAGGACUUCUGCUCUUGUGAUGGUGCUUGACGCUUCUUAUAUCACAUUCAAAAAUCAAAUCAGAGAGCCAUAAUCUGACUGCCAAAAGCCCUUAAUCCUCAACAUGUUAUUUUAUCUUCAUUAUGUCCGAUUCACAGGAAGGUGUAGUGAUUUCUGGAGAGUCAAAAGUGUCAGUCACAAUGUAAAGCUUCCAAUUUGAAAAACAGUCAUUGUAAUGCAUUGAUUUUUAUUUUUAGGAUCUUUGAAGUCAAAGGAUGAUGUCGUAUAUCUCCCAAACAGCUAUUGUUAUGUCCAGACUGUGUAUAUUGUUUUUGUAUAUAAAGAAUCAUUGAAAACUA